Molecule: messenger RNA, 2157 nt
Organism: Baudoinia panamericana UAMH 10762
Lineage: Eukaryota; Fungi; Ascomycota; Dothideomycetes; Mycosphaerellales; Teratosphaeriaceae
Exons: 1
Coding region: 1-2157 (718 amino acids)
Biological process (GO): regulation of DNA-templated transcription; DNA-templated transcription
Cellular component (GO): nucleus
Molecular function (GO): DNA binding; DNA-binding transcription factor activity, RNA polymerase II-specific; zinc ion binding
Source: RefSeq, a predicted model, not a curated record
AUGGAGCGCAUCAUCCUGUCAACGUCUGCCAUGGAGGAAGAGCCGCAUCGUAAGCGAUCGCAACGUGUUCAGCUCAGCUGCACGCUUUGCCGCGUGGCGAAGUUAAGAUGUGACAGAGGCACGCCGUGCGAUCAAUGCCUGAAGCGUGGCAGAGAGCAGGACUGCUCGUACACUGAGCGUGGUUUCCGCUACAACGCCGCAAAACAUCGUGCGCACAUGCGGCAGAAGUUGGACCGCCUUGAGUCAUUCGUAGCCCAGCUUGAACCGUCCAAACUGUCCUAUGAGGUGACAGUACCCAACAAGGAUGGUGAGAACGACCGUAGGGCGGACGAUGUCAACAAUCUCCGUGAAGACUUGAGCCAGGCCACUGGCAGGCUAUGUCUUACCGACAAAGGCAGCACGAAGUAUGUGGGCCCUUCACAUUGGGAGUCCAUUAUAGAAGACAUUGCUGAGGUCAAGGCAUACUUCGAUUCUCAAGCAAGCCCUGGUGAACCACGAUUUGACUUCACUCCUACUCAAAUGACCACUAGUCCGACUUUAGCUGAUAUACCCUUCGGCCACUCCAAGACCUAUACACUUGACGAACUGCUCAACCUCCUUCCUACAAAGCCUUACUUGGAUGUUUCCGUUGCGACUUGGCUGAAUGCUCCCGAUACACUGCGCUUGAUUACACACCAGCCCACGUUCCAGGAAGAAUAUGUAGCGUUCUGGUCUGCGCCUGCGAUCACCUCGCCUGCCUGGCUCGCUCUUAUGCUUGCCGUUGCCACUGUGGGAUCGGAGAUCCGCCGACAAAAUGGCAAGGAAAGCGGCACGCUGAAUCAGGCGGAGCACUUGCGUAAGCUUACGACACAUGCUUUAGUACUUGCUGACUAUGCGAAGCCGCAGCUUCACAUCAUAGAGACUAUUCUGCUUCAUAUUAAGUAUCUCCUGAUCGUCGCAAACGACAUUACGUUUGAGUCGCAUAUGUUGUUAGGCAUGGUUACUAGGAUGUGCACACAAGGUGGAUACCACAAGGACCCACGGCACAAUCCAAAGAUAAACCCCCUGCUGGCCGAGAUGAGACGCCGGGUUUGGGCUGCGGUUAAAGCUUAUGAUAUCAAGAUGUGCUAUCAGCUCGGAAUGGUAUCUAUAAUCAAUUUCGUGCCUCAAGACACUGCGCCACUAUCCAACUACACCGAUGAGGAUCUUCUGCUGAGUCCUCUACCGUCACCACGUCCAAUGAGCGAUCAAACGACAGCCACAGUCUCCAUUGUGUACAACACCCUCUCAAGCAUAUACGGCGACGUCAUAUACUCCACGCAUGCCGUGCAUCAGCCCAACCAAAAUGAGGUCUCAGGACUCUAUGAUCGCUUGCAGUACGCUCGAGAGCAGCUGCCACCACAGUUGCAAUUCAAACCGCUGGGAGAAUCAUUCAUGGACGCGCCGGAUCUCCUCACGGGACGCUAUGGCAUGGAAAUGGCACACUUGAAGUCUGUGUGCAUCUUGUAUCAGCGCUUCAUGGGCGUGGCAGGCUACCAGUCCGAGCAAGAGCGCUGUGUGAAGGCUGCAGAAGGAGUCCUACGGCUGCAGAUUGAGCUCUUCAAGGCUGUACAGUCUGGCAUCUUCGAGGCUGCCCUGGUGUUCCUCAAGCAACACAUUCACGACUUCAACCUUGCAGCGAUGCUGUUAUGCUUACACGAGAAGCAUGUUCGCAGGAAGGGUUGCGGCGAAGCAGGUGCGAUCCAACUUGCCGAACUUAGGUCACUGAUCCUAGAGGGAUGUCACUUGUGGGAGGCUUUGGGCACAGAGUCAACAAAGGCUCGCAGCGCACGAACGGCAAUCCAGGACUUCUUGUCUUCGCUGCCAGUGAUAGCGCAUGGAGAAAAUGCCCCAGCGCUCAGGCAGAGCAACGGUGUCUUCAUGCCGACAACAGCUCUACAGGACCCCCCCAGCGAGCUUCAUGUCUCGCCCGGGAAUGCGAACCUAUUCCUUGCUGAGGCAAGCAUGAACGGAGUUAGUGAUGAUGCUUGGCAGCAAGACGCAUUCAUGCAGGAAUUAUUAGGACCCGGCUGGGGUAACGUGACUUACGGGAGCUCUAUCGGUUGGCCAGAACCAUCGGUGCAGCAGAUGUGUGACGAAGCAUUAGCACCAGAUACUCACAAUGGGUCAUACGGAUAA